AACAUCAUGGACCACGUGAUGCACAUGAUGUCCAAGUAUUCGGACCACCUCGAGGAGAUGAUAGAGGAGAGAACCGCAAAACUGGUGGAAGAGAAGAAGAGAUCUGAAGAAGUCCUUUCGUGGCUCCUUCCUAAGACUGUGGCGGAGAGCCUAAAAUCCGGACAGAUUGUUGAACCUGAAUCGUUUGCGUCUGUAACCGUUUUCUUCUCUGACAUUAUCGGUUUUACCAAGAUUGCAUCAGAAAGUACACCGCACCAGGUUGUUAGCUUGCUGAAUUCCUUGUAUACAACGUUCGAUACGAUUAUAAAGAAAUUUGAUGUCUACAAAGUGGAGACUAUCGGAGACGCCUACAUGGUGGUCAGCGGUAUUCCAAUACGUAACGGAAUCCACCACGCUGGGGAGAUCUGCACUAUGGCCCUUCACCUUCUCAGUUCGGUGCUCAGUUUCAAGAUUGUGCACAGACCAAACAAAAAGAUGAAGCUCAGGAUUGGCAUCCAUAGUGGACCUGUCGUAGCUGGUGUUGUGGGUCAUACGAUGCCGCGGUAUUGUCUGUUCGGUGAAACAGUCAGCCAUGCGUCUAACAUGGAAGCCUCCGGAUUUGCUCUGCGAAUCCACGUGAGUGAAGAAUGUAAACAGUUGCUUGAUGAACUGGGUGGAUAUCACUGUAUCAAGAAAGGAGAAGUCACCUUCCAUGGUCAGGGAACGUACAUGACGUACUUCCUGUUCGGAAAAGACGGAUUCACAAACCCACUGCCCAGUCCACAUUUCGCAGACGAUUCUGAAAUGUGCGAGGACGUGUAGCUGUGAUAGAUGAAGAUUGUAUUGCCAGACACGACGUACCUAGCGAAACUGCAAGAGAUAAAUGAAUAGACCUAUCACAUAUUGCAACUGCUCAUGCGCAACUUAUUAACAACUCUUAACAAGGAACUUGCGUAAGAAUACAUAACAAAAUAGGAGGUGGGUCGUGUCAUGUCAUAGGGGUUUACGUGCACAUUCAGAGCCAGCUGUUGCAGCGCACGCCUGUCAUGGGUACAGGUGCCGGCCUUGGCCGGCUUCUCUGUCCAGGACAGGAAA
Gigantopelta aegis is the source of this 1074-nucleotide messenger RNA. Its product is annotated as guanylate cyclase 2G-like. The transcript is spliced from 7 exons. Gene Ontology annotation, molecular function: peptide receptor activity; guanylate cyclase activity. The record is from RefSeq and is a predicted model, not a curated record. Bases 7 to 801 code for a protein of 264 amino acids. Gene Ontology annotation, biological process: intracellular signal transduction; receptor guanylyl cyclase signaling pathway; cGMP biosynthetic process. Lineage: Eukaryota; Metazoa; Mollusca; Gastropoda; Neomphalida; Peltospiridae.